Molecule: messenger RNA, 1839 nt
Organism: Eruca vesicaria subsp. sativa (arugula)
Lineage: Eukaryota; Viridiplantae; Streptophyta; Magnoliopsida; Brassicales; Brassicaceae
Source: the annotation of a GenBank genome assembly
AUGAACGAAGGCCCCGUUGAGUUAGAGGUCGACAACGAAUACCGUCUUAAGUUGGAACGCAAAAGAGAGGCGGAGGAUCUGAAGCGAUUCAGUAAGGCGGUUGCGGAAGGUAGAAUCGUGGAGGACGGAGAAGAAGACGAAUCCGAAUCGGACGAAGCUUCUGACCCAGAGGAGGAGAUUGGAGUCGAUGAAGUCGCAAAGUGGAUGUCUUCUUUAACUAAGUUAAAGGAACAUGAUCCUGAGUUUCUAGCUAGAGGGGAGAGCGAUGAUGAUGAUGAUGUUGUUGAGAAGAAGGAUCGUAAGAAGAAGAAAAAGAAGGUGUACCUGAAAGAUGUUCAGGCGCGGCAAUUACUUAAAGAAGGUCCAGAUGCUGGUGAGGAAGAUGAAGGGAGGAGUAGUAAGAGUGUUCGGACUUACGGUGAGCAGCAAGAGGAGCUGAGGCGAGCUGUGUCCGAUGCUCUGGAGGCUGAUGAGAGUGAUGAUGAUGAUGAGGAUCUCUUGAAAGUCAAGGAAGGAGAUGAUGACUCUGAGGAAGAUGAGGAGCUUAAGGAGAUGGCUGAUGAGUAUUUCGGUAAAGAGUCUGAGCUCGGUGAGGGUGACAGGUUCUUGAGAGAUUACAUGCUGAAACAGAUGUGGAAGGAUAAAGAUGGAAAUAGCAAAACCCAAGUCAUUGAUGAAGAAGAGAUUCAGCAGGUCUCAGAUGACGAGCGGAUGGUUAUUUUGCAAGAAGAGUUCGAGACUAAGUAUCGUCAUGAGGAGAAGGAUGUAGGGGGAAUUGUUAUGAGUCAGUCUAGGUUUGUUGAAGAUUCCGUGAGGAAGAAGGAUAACCCCAGGAAAAAACAGAGACAGAACAGGGAGGAUAGACAGAAGAUUGCUGAGAUUGAGAGGCAAGAAGAGCUUAAGCGUCUCAAGAAUGUCAAGAAGAAGGAGAUUAAGGAUAAGAUGAAGAAGAUUCUUUCUAUUGCUGGUUUUAAGGACGGGGAAGAAUUUCCUUUAGAAUCACGGAACCUCGACGAUGAGUUUGAUCCUGACGAGUAUGAUAAGAUGAUGAAAGCUGCUUUUGAUGACAACUACUAUGCUGCUGAGGACUCUGAGCUACAUAGUGAUGAUGAUGAUGAUGAGAAGCCUGACUUUGACAAGGAAGAUGAACUUCUUGGACUCCCAAAGAAUUGGGAUGUGAUUCAAAGUGGGGAUGGGUUUACUGCCACCAGAGAAAAGGUCUUAAAGCAGAAGGAGGAUGGCAUCAGUGAUGAUGACAAACAGGAAGAGGAAGACGAAGAAGGAGAAGAAGUUGAGGAGGAAGAAGAGAGAGAGGGUAAGAGGAAGAGAAAGAGAAAAGCAUCUCUUGUGAAACGAGCCAACGAAGCUUUGAUGGAGGAGUACUACAAGCUAGACUAUGAGGACAUAAUUGGAGAUCUGAAAACAAGGUUUAAGUUUGCAAAAGUACAACCUAACAGCUACGGGCUAGAGAAGGAAGAGAUCCUCUUCUUGGACGACACAGAGCUGAACCAGUACGUACCAUUGAAGAAGAUGGCUCCUUACAUGGAAAAGGACUGGGAAGUGAACAAAUAUAAGCUCAAGGAGCAGAAACACAAGUUCAGUGAGUUGCUGGAGAGGAUUGAUAAUCCUGAUGAGAAGAGAAGCAAGAAGAAGAGCAAGAAGAGGGAUGCUGAAGAGAAGAAAGAUGUUGUUAAGGAGAAGAAGCCAGCAGCACCGAUAGCAGAUGAGGAAGGCGAGGCUGAAACAAGCAAACUGUCAAGGAAGGCGAAGAGAAGAAGACGUGAAGCAGAGAAGAAGCUUCCUCCUAACAGAAUGGUUGCUUAUGGGAAGACAAAUUGA